This is a messenger RNA of Lactuca sativa (garden lettuce), 924 nucleotides long. RefSeq names its product NTF2-like protein (gene NTL). Gene Ontology annotation, biological process: nucleocytoplasmic transport. NCBI's taxonomy places the organism in Eukaryota, Viridiplantae, Streptophyta, Magnoliopsida, Asterales, Asteraceae. The record is from RefSeq and is a predicted model, not a curated record.
GAAACCCAUGAAGAAACAAGCAAAAAAUGGAAGAACAAGUUGAAUUGGUGGGAAGGGCAUUUGUGGAACAUUACUAUCAUUUGUUUGAUACUGAUAGGUCUUCUCUUGCUUCCCUCUACCAUCAAUCCUCUAUGUUGACUUUUGAAGGUCAAAAGCUACAAGGUGGUGAUAAUAUCUGUUCCAAGAUAAACCAGUUGCCUUUCGAUAAAUGUCAUCAUCUCAUUAGCACUAUUGACUCCCAGCCCUCAUCGUUUGCCGGCGGCAUUGUGGUGUUUGUUAGCGGCAGCCUCCGACUUGCCGAAGAAGACCACCCUCUUCGGUUUAGUCAGGGAUGAGGGAGUCGAUCCCUCCCAACUCAUUGAACCCACUGUUACAUCAAAUUUUGUCUCUUCUUUUUCUUCAUCUUUCCUAAUCUACAACAUACGAAAAUUCUAUCUUUCUCAACCCAUUCAACCCACUCAAUUAAAAAAAAAUACAAAACAACUAAGGUAUAAGUUUUAAAACACAUGGUACAAGAGAAAAUAAGAGAGAGAAAGUAGAGAGAGAUGAUGAAGCGGGUUAGUGAAACCAAUUAACUAACUCGUUGAAAUGGGAGUGGUACCAUCAAUAACUCUAUUGCUAAUUAAGAUUUUACGUUUGAUUGUUCUGUAUUUUUUUUAAUUGAAUAAGUUGAAAAAGAUAUAGUUUCCGUAUGUUGUGUGUUGGAAAAGACAAAGAAAAAUAAAAGAGAAAAAAUGAUGUGGCAGUGAGUUGGGAAAUAAUGACUCCCUCUCCGUUAUACCUUGAAUAAAUUAAUAUGUCCGAUUAAGCAUUAUGGUUUCAAAUUCAGAUCAGAAGAAACAAAACAUAUAAUCAACAAAUCCAUAAAAAAAAUCAUUAUUAUUUAAGUAAUUUAGAGUCAUUUAGUGGGUAUAAUUAAAUAAG